This is a messenger RNA of Drosophila grimshawi, 1666 nucleotides long. RefSeq names its product mitochondrial-processing peptidase subunit beta (gene UQCR-C1). The transcript has 6 exons. Gene Ontology annotation, molecular function: metalloendopeptidase activity; metal ion binding. Gene Ontology annotation, cellular component: mitochondrion. The record is from RefSeq and is a predicted model, not a curated record. NCBI's taxonomy places the organism in Eukaryota, Metazoa, Arthropoda, Insecta, Diptera, Drosophilidae. The coding region runs from base 123 to 1535 and encodes 470 amino acids.
CCACAUCGUAUGUACAUAUGCGAGUUUGUGAAAUUUUCAGCAGGCGCCGCGACAUCGGGAACGGCAACGCAGAACUUUUAAGUUCAUUUAAGUGCUUAAAAUAUUAAAUUAAUAUAGAAACGAUGGCGUUGCGCGUACUUGGAGUUACGCAAAAUCUGCGCACGUAUAUGCGUGGCGUUGACCUCAUCAAGCGUUACAAAUCUGCUUUGACCGUAAAGAAGACGCUGUUGAACAUACCCGCCACGCAGGUGACCCAGCUGGACAAUGGCCUGCGCGUUGCUAGCGAAGACUCCGGCGCCUCCACCGCCACUGUUGGACUCUGGAUCGAUGCUGGCUCGCGGUCCGAGAACGACAGGAACAAUGGCGUUGCUCACUUCCUGGAGCACAUGGCCUUCAAGGGUACUGACAAACGCUCGCAAACCGAUCUGGAGCUCGAAGUUGAGAAUAUGGGCGCCCAUUUGAACGCGUACACAUCUCGCGAGCAGACUGUGUUUUACGCCAAGUGUUUGUCCAAGGAUGUGCCAAAGGCAGUUGAGAUUUUGGCCGACAUCAUUCAAAACUCCAAACUGGGUGAGUCUGAGAUCGCACGCGAACGCUCGGUCAUUCUACGUGAGAUGCAGGAGGUGGAGAGCAAUCUGCAGGAAGUGGUCUUCGAUCACUUGCACGCCACUGCCUAUCAGGGCACACCCUUGGGUCAGACCAUUCUUGGUCCCACCAAGAACAUUCAAUCGAUUGGCAAGUCCGAUUUAACCGACUACAUUCAAACGCACUACAAGGCAUCACGCAUUGUUUUGGCUGGCGCCGGAGGCGUUAAGCACAACGAGCUGGUUAAGUUGGCAGAACAGUCUCUGGGCCGCUUGGAGGCUAGCCUGUUGCCCGCUGAAGUGACACCCUGUCGCUUCACUGGCUCCGAGGUGCGCGUACGCGACGAUUCACUGCCAUUGGCUCAUGUCGCUAUCGCUGUCGAGGGCUGCGGCUGGACCGAUCAGGAUAACAUCCCACUGAUGGUGGCCAAUACUCUGGUUGGUGCCUGGGAUCGUUCUCAGGGCGGUGGCGCCAACAACGCUUCUAAUCUGGCACGCGCCAGUGCCGAGGACAACUUGUGCCACAGCUUCCAGUCGUUCAACACCUGCUACAAGGACACUGGCCUGUGGGGUAUCUACUUCGUUUGUGAUCCACUUCAGUGCGAGGACAUGCUUUUCAACGUGCAAACCGAAUGGAUGCGUCUGUGCACCAUGGUCACUGAGGCAGAGGUUGAGCGCGCCAAGAAUUUGUUGAAGACGAACAUGCUGUUGCAACUGGAUGGCACCACACCCAUCUGCGAGGACAUUGGACGCCAAAUACUGUGCUACAAUCGCCGCAUCCCAUUGCACGAGCUGGAGCAGCGCAUUGAUGCCGUCAGCGUGCAGAAUGUGCGCGAUGUGGGCAUGAAGUACAUCUAUGACAGAUGCCCCGCCGUCUCUGCCGUUGGACCUGUCGAGAAUCUACCCGACUACAACAGAAUUCGCUCAUCGAUGUACUGGCUGAGAGUGUAAGCGAUUCCCUGCCACCUUCACAGGACAUAUUGUUGCUAGCCGUGUAGUUGAAUUAAAUGAAAAAUUGAUGUAAAACAGUAAAAAACUAAAAUAAAAUACAAAACAAUUAAUACUACAUUUUGGAGCUCGAA